Messenger RNA from Nycticebus coucang (slow loris), 2652 nucleotides. RefSeq names its product perilipin 2 (gene PLIN2). Lineage: Eukaryota; Metazoa; Chordata; Mammalia; Primates; Lorisidae. The transcript is spliced from 8 exons. Bases 890 to 2230 code for a protein of 446 amino acids. Gene Ontology annotation, cellular component: lipid droplet; cytosol. The record is from RefSeq and is a predicted model, not a curated record. Gene Ontology annotation, biological process: positive regulation of triglyceride storage; lipid storage.
GGAGGGGGCGGGGCGGCGAGGCGGGGUAUAUAGCCCGGCAGCCCGCCGCCUCGUAGUUUGGCCGGGUCGGAGUUGCAGUAGCUGAUUGCUUGCUCGCCUGACUCUGUCCUUCCCUUCGCCGCGGUCCGUCGAGACAGAAUCUCACUCUGUCGCCCUUGGUAGAGUGCGGUGGCGUCACAGCUCAUAGCAACCUCAGCUCCUGGGUCCAGGCGAUUCUCUUGCCUCAGCCUCCGGAGUAGCUGGGACUACAGGCGCCCGCCACAACGCCAGGCUGUUUUUUGUUGCAGUUUGGUUGGGGCCGGGUUUGAACUCGCCACCCUAGGUGCAUGGGGCCGGCGCCCUACUCAUUGGGCCACAGGCGCCUCCCGCUUUAGUUAUUUCUUGGCCUGCCUGGAUGGUUGUGGAGAAACGAUUUCCAUUUGUCCCGCCGGCACAUUAAAGUGAAACACUCUAGAAAAUCGCCCGAAGGCAGAAUUUUAAGGGGGACGCAGUGACGGGAAAAGGAGACUGGCGCCUGACCCUGGCCUCCAGGGCGGUUCUCACUUUUAGAGUGCAGAGUUGGGACCCUGGUGGCGGGAGGGACACUGCUGCCUGGUCCUUCCCUGCGGCUCUGCGGCAGGCGUUUCGUGCGGGUUGGGUUGUUGGAGAUAUUAAGGGAACAUAUAAACGCUUGCUAGAAUGUUUCUCAAUUUCUUGGAGCACCUCCUAACCCCUGUGCUUAGUCUCCCCUAAGCUAAGAAGCGCAGAAGAAUACACCAGGUCAUCUAGAAUUUUUCUCAACUUGAAAUAAGCAUUUGUUUCGGUUGGGGAAUGAAUCACGGAAACUCUUACGCCGGUGUCCUGAAAUAAGUUUCUCUUCCGCAGAUACCUGCUUUCUCCAGUAAGAAAAAUGGCAUCUGUUGCAGUUGAUCCACAGCUGAGCGUAGUGACUAGGGUGGCCAACCUACCCUUGGUGAGCUCUACCUAUGACCUCAUGUUCUCCGCUUACGUCAGUACAAAGGAUCAGUAUCCCUACCUGAAGUCUGUGUGUGAGAUGGCAGAGAAGGGCAUGAAAACCAUUACCUCGGUGGCCAUGAUGAGUGCUCAGCCCAUCUUCCAGAAGCUAGAGCCACAGAUUGCAGUUGCCAAUACCUAUGCCUGUAAAGGGCUGGACAGAAUUGAGGAGAGACUGCCUAUCCUGAAUCAGCCAUCAACUCAGGUUGUUGCCAAUGCCAAAGGUGCAGUGACUGGGGUGAAGCAUGCUGUGACAACUUCUGUGUCCGGGGCCAAGGAUUCCAUGGCCAGCACAAUCACAGGGGUGAUGGAUAAGACCAAAGGAGCAGUGACUGGCAGUGUGGAGAAGACCAAGUCUGUUGUCAAUGGCAGCAUCAACACGGUCUUGGGAAGUCGGGUGAUGCAGCUUGUGAACAUUGGGGUAGAAAAUGCGCUCACCAAAUCAGAGCUUCUGGUAGACCAGUACCUCCCUCUCACUGAAGAAGAGCUAGAAAAAGAGGCAAAAAAAGUUGAAGGAUUUGAUGUAGUUCAGAAGCCAAGUUACUACGUUAGACUAGGAUCCCUGUCUACCAAGCUGCGCUCACGUGCCUACCUGCAGGCUCUCAGCAGGGUUAAAGAAGCUAAGGAAAAAAGUCAGGAGACUAUUUCCCAGCUCCAUUCUACUGUUCACCUGAUUGAAUUUGCCAGAAAAAAUGUGAAUAGUGCCAACCAGAAAAUUCAGGAUGCUCAGGACAAGCUCGCUCUCUCAUGGGUGGAGUGGAAGAGAAGCCUUGGGCAUGAUGACACCGACGAAUCCCACUGUACAGAGCAAAUUGAAUCACGUACUCUUGCUAUUGCCCGAAACCUGACUCAGCAGCUCCAGACCACAUGCCACACCCUCCUGUCCAGCAUCCAAGGGUUACCACAGAACAUCCAAGAUCAAGCCAACCACUUGGGGGUGAUGGCAGGCGACAUCUACUCAGUGUUCCACAAUGCCACCUCCUUUAAGGAAGUGUCUGACAGCCUCCUCACGUCUAACAAGGGGCAGCUGCAGAAAAUGAAGGAAUCCUUAGAAGAUGUGAUGGAUUAUCUUGUUAACAACACACCCCUCAACUGGCUGGUAGGUCCCUUUCAUCCUCAGCUGACUGAGUCUCAGAAUGCCCAGAACCAAGGUGCAGAGAUGGACAAGACCAGCCAGGAAGCCCAGCUAUCUGAGCAAAAACAACCCAUUAAAUCUUCCCUUGUCACCAGUGUAUGAUGCAGCCAGCCAGAUGGCACCUUGUGUUACAUGGGAAUCAACCUGCUAGGCGACUCUAAAUGGGGAAGUAGCUAGCUAGGAAAAAAGGCCCUCAGUUGUAGUUAUUUCCAGAUGAAUUGAGAGAAUUAGCAGAUGGAUUCUGUUGACUUGGCAGAGAGAGUGGUAGGCUUGUCAGAGCCUAGCCAGAACUCGCAAAAAAUUCAAGUGCACUUAUGGUCUCAUUUUGUGGCCAUUGUAUUGCCACUGUUAACUUUUUGCAUCGAAUAAAAACACCUUCAUGUGGGCGGUUGUCUGCGUGGUAUGGUCUGAGCAGACUUCAUCUCUGGUUUAUCCUCAUGAUGCUUGGUUGUACAACUUGAGUUUCCUGUUUCUCCUAAAGGAAGACCAUCUUUGAAUUCAAUAAACUUCACUGCAGAAUAGAU